AUGCAAGUUUGUAAUAAGUUGCCCAUAGUAUUUAUCCAAGAAUGCUUAUAAUUGGUUUCAGUAAUAUUGAUAAAAUCUAUUUGCUUUAUUACUUUAUUAGCAAUAGUAUAAUUAGUUCAAAUUAUACAUUUCAUUAAAAAUACUAGUAACAUAUAAUAGUAUAAUAAUUCUAAUUUCAAAAUACGAAAUUCAAAUAUUAACAUUUAAUUAUACGCUAUACUUUGA
Messenger RNA from Paramecium primaurelia, 225 nucleotides. The record is from the annotation of a GenBank genome assembly. NCBI's taxonomy places the organism in Eukaryota, Ciliophora, Oligohymenophorea, Peniculida, Parameciidae.